UUGGGCCUUUCAGGCUGAGAUGUAAUUUCGUCGGCUUUGUUCUUGGUUAUUGGUUGCCAUGUCGAUUCUGUUUUGUGAUGAGGACGAGGGAAUAGAAGAUUGUUGGGUUCUGAAGAAAUUUGAGAUUGGUAGUGCAAUCGUUUGUUAAGGUGGUAAGGAAUACAGGCACCCUUGUUUUUACAUGGCUGACGCAGCUGCAAUAGUUGAUACCAUUGGAUCCAGGUUUAGUUCGCUGGAACUCAUUGGGAAGGGAUCCUUUGGUGAUGUAUAUAAAGGGUUUGACAAAGAGCUCAACAAAGAUAUUGCAAUUAAAGUUAUUGAUUUAGAAGAAGCAGAGGAUGAAAUUGAAGACAUUCAAAAGGAAAUUUCAGUGUUGCAACAGUGUCGAUCUCCAUACAUUACUGAGUACUAUGGGUCCUAUCUCCACCAAACCAAACUAUGGAUAAUCAUGGAAUAUAUGGCUGGCGGAUCUGUUGCUGAUCUAAUUCAAUCAGGACCUCCACUGGAUGAGAUGUCUAUAGCAUGCAUCUUACGUGACUUGUUGCAUGCCAUCGAAUACCUCCACAAUGAAGGAAAAAUUCACAGAGAUAUUAAAGCUGCGAACAUUUUAUUGACAGAGAAUGGAGAUGUUAAGGUUGCAGAUUUUGGUGUUUCUGCUCAACUAACACGAACAAUUGAUAAAAGAAAGACAUUUGUAGGAACACCAUUCUGGAUGGCUCCAGAAGUCAUUCAAAAUUCAGAAGGAUACAAUGAAAAGGCAGAUAUCUGGUCUUUGGGGAUCACUGCAAUUGAGAUGGCUAAAGGGGAGCCUCCAUUUGCAGAUCUACACCCAAUGAGGGUUCUUUUCAUCAUACCGCGAGAAAACCCGCCACAGCUGGAUGAGCACUUUUCCCGUCCUAUGAAAGAAUUUGUUUCCCUGUGUUUGAAGAAGGUGCCUUCUGAGAGACCCAGUGCUAAGGAACUUCUAAAGCAUCGUUUCAUUAAGAAUGCCAGAAAAGGUUCCAGGCUUUUGGAAAGAAUAAGGGAGCGUCCAAAAUUCCAAGUAAAAGAAGAGGCAGAAACCCCAAGAGAUGGUUCUAGUGCAUUUGGAGAUGCCUCUGGCACUGUGAAGGUUACCAGGGAUUUAAGGAAUGAAGAAACUGUUAGAGCUAGGGAGCAUCCAAAAUUCCAAGUAAAGGAAGAGGCAGAAAGCCCAAGAGAUGGCCCUAGGGCAUUUGGAGAUGCCUCUGGCACUGUGAAGGUUACCAGGGGUUUAAGGAAUGAAGAAACCGUUAGAGCUAGGGAGCAUCCAAAAUUCCAAGCAAAGGAAGAGCCAGAAACCCCAAGAGAUGGUCCUAGGACAUUUGGAGAUGCCUCUGGCACUGUGAAGGUUAACAGGGAUUUAAGGAAUGAAGAAACUGUUAAAGCUAGUAAUGAAAUAUCCCUGAAGAAUGAUGGAUGGGACUUCAGCAUGAGCAGAUCACAGGGUACAGGGACCAUCCGCAGUGCUGUAAAGCCACCUCCGAUUGCUGGAACAAGAGAAAAAAGAUCAGAAACCUUAUAUAGUCAGAGUCCCACUAGAAAAAUUGCAGACAGAGGUAAUCAAUGGUCAUUUGCAUCUGCAAAUUCUAGUCAUGAAUCAUCAGAAGCUUCCUUGGAAAAGGAUAGUAGUGAGCAAGAUGAUGAUGAACUAGAGGAGAAUUCUCGUGAAAAUGGGCAAGUAUCAGUGUGUGAUUCAGGAACUGUUGUCGUACGAUCUCCAAGGAUAUUGCAGGCAUCAACCCCAUUUAGUGAGCAGAGUGCCUUGUCUAGCAAUAGAUAUGCUUCUUUUGAGGAUGUAUCUUCUAGUGGGACUGUUGUUCUCCGCAGCCAGCAUGAUGCCUCUGAUUCUCCUCGGACUCCAAAAUCCAGAUUGGGGGUCCAAGAGAAAUCUUCUAGUACAUCACUUGAAGACAGUGCAAAAAACCUUGCUGAGGCUAAGAUUGCUAUUCAAGGUGGUUUAAGGAAAGCAAAUGCUAGAGAGAGGUCUGUGUCGGGAAAACUCAACAAAGAUGGGAAAGAAAGUAGAAUUACAGAAUCCCCAAACAACUUUGUUUCCUCUAGACAAUCUCACGAGUACUUUGAUGCACAAAAAGAUUUUCCUAGAUCUUGUCAAGGAAGUGAUGAUGAAGAGAAUGUAAAAAUUUCUGCCGCCGCUGCAGCAUCUCCUGCAUUAUCAGUUUUACUUCUUCCUUCAUUGAAAGAGGCUAUUGACAAUGAUUUAAAAAGGCCUGUUCAACACUCUGUGGUAGAUUCACUUAUGGAGCUGGAGUAUCUGAAGCCUGGUUCUUGUGAAGCCCUUGUCAGCAGGAUUCUUCAGCGGCUGGGAAGCUCAAAGGAAUCUUCAAUGAGGGGACUCCAGGAACUUGCAGCUAGCAUCUUUACAAAAGGAAAAAUGGCUACUCGACAAUCAGAAAAUGCAAAUGCAGAAGCUAUGAACAGGAAGAAACAGCACAAUAUGGAACUCCCUGGGAACCAAAAUUUAAGCCCGCUUGCAAGGUUCCUUGUUGCAAGGUGGCAGGGUCAGAUUUCACAAGAUUUAAGUCCAAUCUAAGACAAAGUUUUGAUCUGAUAAGUGGAUUAAUGUUUUUCCUCUUAUAUUGUAUAUUUAUUUUGAUUUUUAAUGUACAUAUCAUCUUUUUUUUUUAAAGAAGAAGACAGGAAUCUUGUAUUUUUUUGCCUUCUUCUCAGCAGCAAAAUUGCUGUAUAAUUAGUGGGGUUUUUUUAUUCAUCCUUUUGUUUUUGUUUGUUCAUUUUCCAUUUAUCAAUUCUAACCUCCUAAUUGGUGAUUAAUAUGUAUGAUGACAUUUUUUGAAGUUUGCUGUAUCGGAAAGGGGACAAAACAGAGGUUGGCCCUCCCUAUUCAUAGCUGACCACGGAAUUAGCUGUUUUUGCUAGCUUACUGUAUUUAUAUUAUUUUUUUUUCAGUCUGUAAUAAUACGUUCAAGUUUAACAAGAGAUUAGUUGUUGAUUCUGAAUUCUUUCCAAGUUCCCAACUUUCUUAGCUUCA
Messenger RNA from Nelumbo nucifera (sacred lotus), 3028 nucleotides. RefSeq lists its product as uncharacterized. The record is from RefSeq and is a predicted model, not a curated record. Lineage: Eukaryota; Viridiplantae; Streptophyta; Magnoliopsida; Proteales; Nelumbonaceae. Gene Ontology annotation, cellular component: cytoplasm. Gene Ontology annotation, biological process: protein phosphorylation. Gene Ontology annotation, molecular function: ATP binding; protein serine/threonine kinase activity.